AACUUUGUACUUUUGCUAUUUACAGGUGACUUGACAUUCCAUGCACUUCAGCAAAUCCAGUUAGACGCACGCAGUGAGACCAGCCAAACUGAACUGUCGCUGAAUUUAAAGAGGACUGCUCAAGGGAAAGGUUUUGUGAUUUCUGACAAUCAAGGCGGGGGCAACUGUAUGUUUUUCGCACUUUCAGAGCAGCUUGAUGUCGUAAAAGGAAUGAGGAUGUCUCAUGAAGAGAUACGGCAAACUGUGGUCCAUUAUCUUAUGGAGCACUCUACGCUGGUAAGUAAAAUAACAGCAGUAACUAAAUUAUACUUUGUUACCUCUCAAAGGAAAAGUUCUGUUCAAACAGUCAUAACAUUCUAAGGACAUUCGUUUGGACGCCGUUGUGGUUCAAUAUUGUGACCAUUUUAACCACCCUUUCCCCGUCACCACAGCAGUUAUGAAGUGUUUACAUUUUGUCACAGCAUCGUCACAACACUUUUUUUGUUCUGGAUGUGUCUACACUUUUUGAACACCUCUGACAUAAAGAGCAAAAAAAGGCUACUUUGACGCAUUUUAUCCGGCGUGGUUAACGACUGCUUGUUGCUAGUAUAAAUGCGACCUUAAAAUGUGUGUUUUAAUACUGUACCCAAACAGCACCACAUUUUAAUAGGCUUCACAUGAGAAAGCAAGAAUUUAAUGAACAAUCAGCACUUUUGCGCUGGUUUUAGUUAUUUUAAAAACGUUAUUAUGUUUUGUCUUGCAGCCAGAUGGGACAGAGCUUUUCCAAUUUGUUGAUGGAUAUUCAUCUUGGGAUGCUUACCUAACAAGCAUGGUGACAGAUGGUACAUGGGGUGAUCACGUGAUUCUCCAUGGUGCGGCGACCCGCUUUGAAACAUGUAUUUACGUGAUCAGCAGUCUGCCGCAUCACAAUGACGUCAUAAUUUGCCCAGAGUAUGAUGAUACUGGUGACAACCGGCUUGUGCUGGGUCACGUGCAUGAGCUUCAUUAUGUUAGCCUUCUUCCACUUUGA
Molecule: messenger RNA, 1009 nt
Organism: Porites evermanni
Lineage: Eukaryota; Metazoa; Cnidaria; Anthozoa; Scleractinia; Poritidae
Source: the annotation of a GenBank genome assembly